Messenger RNA from Colletotrichum acutatum, 705 nucleotides. RefSeq lists its product as uncharacterized. Lineage: Eukaryota; Fungi; Ascomycota; Sordariomycetes; Glomerellales; Glomerellaceae. The record is from RefSeq and is a predicted model, not a curated record. Bases 1 to 705 code for a protein of 234 amino acids. The transcript is spliced from 2 exons.
AUGGAACACCGCACUUUACAACUGUACGGUAGAAGCGCCAAACUGCAAAUCAUUCAUCAUUCCAAGCAGUCCAACAAAGAGUCUGCCCAUUUACCAACUCGCGCCGAGAAAGCGGGAAAAAGACACACCCGUUGUACCCUUUGCAACCUGAACUUCACCUCUACCAACGGUGAACCCCGUACGCAUACACAGUACUCCGUGCAUACCCCGUUGAACUUGACCGUUCUCUCAAACUUGCUUGGGGUCCUGUUCAACUUCCGCUCGACACACGCCUCCACACCCAUCAACCAGGUCCCAUCCGUCCAUCCAUCCUUCUCUGAUCACCACAAGUCGCGCGGUGGCCCCCCCAGGAACACACCAAUUACCGUACAUGGUCUUCACUUACCUUUGGUUUCUGUUACCCUAUUCUUUCGCCAUAUCACGCCGUCCUUGUCAGCUACGCAACCACGUUCCCACCCGCCGCUCUUCAACGAGCCCUGUCCUGGCCUGACCCGACGUCCGAUGCGCAUGAGAUCCGCCCCCAGAGCCAAGUCCCCCUUGCGGCCCUGGUCCUUCAACACAGACGAACUGCCCUUGCUGCGCGGUCCCGGACAUCGUCUCCAACCUCUCGCGCCUCUUCUUCGGCCCUGCACGGGAAUCGGUUCCCUCAUAUCCGGCUUGUACUGCUUUCAUCAUCGGGCUUCCUAUUCAGUCCAACCUUGUUAA